AUGGCCCCAAAGAAUAAGGCCAAGGCUGCUCCGAAGACGGAGCCGAAAACUAAGAGGGCCAAGUCCGGUGCCUUGGUGAUUGGAGAUGAUCCCACACCGGUGGAGAUGAAAUCCAGCAUUCAGAGGAUGCUGAAUCUUGUGAAGUACAAAGCCGACCCCGUGAGAAACAAGAGUGGGGAGUGCCAGAGCGAAGCCCAGCAAGUGCUGGAGGCCUACCGGCAGAUCGCCGACUCGGACCGAAAGGGAUUCAUCGCUGCCUACCAGAAGAAUGCCCUUAAGGACUUGAAGUGGGUGGGCCAGUACACCAAGAAGGUUGUGAAGGAGGAAGCCGAGGAGGAUGUCUCUAUCAAUGGCAUGAUGACAGCGACUCUUAGAUUUUAUUUUAUAUAG
Molecule: messenger RNA, 390 nt
Organism: Symbiodinium sp. CCMP2592
Lineage: Eukaryota; Dinophyceae; Suessiales; Symbiodiniaceae
Source: the annotation of a GenBank genome assembly